UUCAUUUCCUAGAGGACAACUUAAGACAGCUCUCUACAACACGUCAUAGACACUUAUGAGACACUAUGGACCAAGACUCAGAGCGUGCUCGGUUUGUGGACGAACACUGGGCGAAACUUGUCCAGAGAGUACAGAUGGUGAUGCCGAUAGCGGAUGAGCUGCUGUCCGGUGGCAUGCUGGAAUGGGAGCCGUACUGUAAGAUCAGAGCAGCAGAUACUAACCAGGAGAAAAUGAGAGAGUUUUAUAAAGUGUUACAAUCUGGAGGAGACAAGGUUAAAUCUGCCUUGUAUUCUAGACUGGAAAUCCAUGAGCCAUCUCUGUUUAGAGACUUAGUCUCCACAGGACAUCACACACGCUCUGAAAAAACACAUUCCUCAGAAAGCAGCCCAGUGAUUCACAAAUAUAUGAAGCGGAUCUGCAGCGAGUAUCAGUAUGUGACUGAGUAUAACUCACUGCCUGGUGAACAUGUGCUGCUGUCUGAGCGCUUCACACAACCUCUGAUCCUUCGGAAACAUAGAGAUCGAAUAGAGCGAGAAGAAGAGAUCCGCUCCAGUGGAGAGAGCUUCCAGCAGGUCCUCAGCUCCAGGAGCAGUGGAGACUCUCAUCUCAACUCUCUGUUCGACCCAGAUGACCACGGGAUCAGUCCCAGUUCUGUGAUACUGCAGGGAAAUUCUGGAAACGGGAAAUCUUUCACUGUGCAGAAGAUCAUGAUGGACUGGGCAUCUGGUGACCUCUACAAAGGGCGGUUUGAUAUUGUGUUCCACUUAAAGUGUAAAGAAAUAAAUCGCAUUCCUGGCGAGAAGAGUUUGGUGGAGAUCUUGAGCUGCAGUUGUAGUUUAACAUCACAUGAGAUCUCACAGAUUUUACAGCAGUCGCCAGAGAAGGUGCUUGUGGUCAUUGAUGGAUUUGAUGAGCUGAAACUCCCACAGGACAUUAAUGACACGUCAGCACACACUGAUCUGCUUCAGAAAGCCCGACCUGUGGACACUCUUUGUGCCCUGCUGAGGGGUCGAAUCCUGCCAGAGUCUUUCCUGCUGGUCUCCUCCAGAUCUACAGCUACAGACACACUCAGUGAUCUGCUCAAAGGACCUCAGCGUUUCUCUGAGAUUGUGGGAUUUUCAGAGAAGGGGGUGAAGGAGUACUUCCAGAAGUUUUUUCAAAAUGAGGAACUUUUCAGGGACGCUUAUACAUAUGUGAAGGCAAAUGAAACCCUCAUCACUGCCUGCUCAAUCCCUGUCAUCUGCUGGAUCAUCUGCACAGCUAUCCAGGAGCGAUUCAAAUAUGGUGAAAAUGAGACAAGCGGACUGGAAACCACCACCUCCAUCUACGUGGACUUUGUGUGCACUCUUCUGAAGCAUCACUGCCAGGGUUUGAGUCAGUCCGUCCUGACCCUGCUGAGGAGUCUGGGUCAGCUGGCAGAGAGAGGGAUGCGGGAACAGCAAGUCCUGCUGGAUGAGGAUAGUGUGAAUGAAACCAUUUCAGACCCGGCUGGAAAUCCAUUCUUGUGCAAGUUCCUGUUUAAGAGACGAGUCGACCUGGAGACGAUGUUCAGUUUCAUGCAUCUCAGCUUUCAGGAGUUCUUCUGUGCUCUGUACUAUGUCCUUCUGGAUGAAGAAGAGUCCCUGGGGAAACUUUUAAUGGAUAGUUCCUCAGAAACACGUUUUGAAGCUGUGGUGCAAUUUGCAUUUGGUUUGUUGAAUAAGGAUGUGAGAUCCACACUUAAAGAACACGGUCUGUUCAUUCGUCCAAAAACACAGGCUCAUCUGAAAGAAUGGAUUUUGGAAAAGGUUAAAGGUUUUUCCAGGUCUUCGAAUUUAGUAUUUAUUCUUCUUCACUCUCUCUAUGAACUUCAUGAAGAAGACUUUGUGAAAGAAGCAAUGGCAUUCUGGAAAUAUAUUAAUCUAUUUGAUAAAUCCCUCAGUAGAACAGACUGCUGUGCCCUGCUGUACUGCUGUCAGUGCUGUCAGAGCUUUGAAGAACUUUAUUGUUUGAGUUUGAAAUCGGAAUAUCUGUCUAUGAUUUUGCCUAUACUUCACAAGUUUAAAGAUGCAAGCUUUGUUAUAGAAGAUCCAUCAGUCUCUGAUCUCGGUGAACUGAUCAACACUGUCACGAGAGGACAGACCCUGAGCUCACAGAGUGUCUACAUAAAGAUUCACCAGGAUCACUAUCUGGAUUUGGGUUCAUUCAGUCUCACCUUUUCACACCCAGUUCUCAACAUCGACUGGACCAGACUUUUUCAGAUAAUUAAGCAAAGGGAUUUAGAAGCAUUCCUGUCUGUUCUCCAUUCCUUCUCUAACCUGGAGAAGAUGGAAAUGAGCGUGAAGUGUCUAACUGAGAAGUUGUCUGUUUGGAUCCUCCAGAUGAGCCAGAACUGCCCCAAACUAACCGAACUCACGUUAGAUGCUGGCUUAUUACUGGAGGAUGGAGUCGAGAUCUUGCAGAGCUCAAACACAAGACCAAGAUGUAUGAUGACAUUUAACGGGUCCAUUUGCAAUAAACCGUCUCAAAAAUGCACAGAUUCUGAUGACCGUUGGUCUCGCUGCAACCAGUAUGUGAAGAUUCUUCUGAAUGACCAGGGCUUUUCCAUGGAGACUUUGCGGCAGUAAGUUAAGACUGAGAUUAACACUAAGAAAGCACCAAUA
This is a messenger RNA of Rhinichthys klamathensis goyatoka, 2642 nucleotides long. RefSeq names its product NACHT, LRR and PYD domains-containing protein 1 homolog. The coding region runs from base 66 to 2606 and encodes 846 amino acids. Gene Ontology annotation, cellular component: cytoplasm. Gene Ontology annotation, biological process: innate immune response; regulation of apoptotic process; inflammatory response. The transcript is spliced from 8 exons. NCBI's taxonomy places the organism in Eukaryota, Metazoa, Chordata, Actinopteri, Cypriniformes, Leuciscidae. The record is from RefSeq and is a predicted model, not a curated record.